Salvelinus sp. IW2-2015 is the source of this 3890-nucleotide messenger RNA. The record is from RefSeq and is a predicted model, not a curated record. NCBI's taxonomy places the organism in Eukaryota, Metazoa, Chordata, Actinopteri, Salmoniformes, Salmonidae.
GAGCCACAGAGGCAUUGGUUAUAAGGGCCCCUUCAAACUCAUUCCCUGAGCUUGUCAACAGGUGUCAGAGAGAGAAGAAAUAGAGUGACAGAUUCUCAGGCUUUCAGAGGAGGGAGUCACAGGGAACUGCAACGCCAUGACCACUAGACUUCACUGGCUCACAAGAGCCCUAUGCCUGAUAAGCAUACUGUGCACUGUCACUUCCACAUAUGUGACAGAAGAUUAUUCAUCCCCCGCUGAGAAAGAAGUCACCUUCAGCCAYGUCUAUAAGAUUGACCUGUCCAAGAGCCCUGAGUGUAAACUCGCCUUGCAGACCCCCCCUUCCCAACAGGACCAGUUUUCAGGCCUGCAAGAGCUGGAAGGGGGCGCUACUCUGGAGGGGGAAAACAACAUAGUUUUCAGGCACCAAAUCAACCUCAAGACCCCAAAGUGUGACUGUGAUGAGUCGGAGAGCUUUACGUCUCUGCUGUACAGAGUCAACGGGCUGGAGGAGGAGGUGGAACACCUGAAGAGUCAGUGCUCCCAGGGCUGCUGUGGUGGAGCAGGAGGUGUGGACACUAGCUGUAGUGGCCACGGGACCUACCAGCACAACACCUGCAGUUGUCAAUGCAACCCUAGCUGGGAGGGUCCAGACUGCUCCAUUUCCACCUGUCCUGAUAAGUGCAACGACAACGGCCGCUGUGUGGAUGGCAAGUGUGUCUGCCACGCUGGCUACACGGGGAGUGACUGCAGCCAGCUGAUGUGCCCAGGGGCCUGCAACGAUAAGGGACACUGCGUGGACGGCAAGUGUGUUUGCUUCAGCCACUUCACUGGCGAGGACUGCAGCGAACAGAAAUGCGAUCCUGACUGCAUCCACGGCACCUGCGUGAACGGAAUGUGUAUCUGUGACGAAGGCUUCUUUGGUGAAGACUGCUCUACAGUGUUGGGCCCUAACGGCCUGCGUCUGGUAAGGGUGACUGAUAAUUCUCUGCUGGUGGAAUGGGAGGCUGUGAAAGCAGCAGAGUACUACAUCCUGACCUGGCACCCUGAGGGCAAUGAGGCAGAGCUGGAGCGGGUCACCGUGCCCAACACAGAGACCUCCUACCUGAUCACAGGACUCAGCCCAGGUGUCACCUACAUAGUGCAGGUGUACGCUGUCAUCAAGGAGAUCCAGAGUGAGGGGGACAGGAUAGAGGCGACCACAGAGGUGUCUGGUAUUGAUGGUAUCCGGGUAUUGGGCCAGACUGAGGACUCUAUCCAGGUGGACUGGCAGAACCCUGCARCACCUCUAGACCACUUCAGACUGACCUAUGCUAACCCUGACGGGCAGGAGGAGGAGCAGAACGUACCAAUGAGUGCAGAGGCCAGGACCACCCAAACCAUCGUAGGACUGCAACCUGGCACUGAGUACCUCAUCAGAGUGCAAGGCAUCAAAGGGACCAUCGAAGGGAAAGCCGCCUUCGCCACCGGGGUCACAGAUCUUGACGGUCCUACUAACCUCUUGACCAAAGAAGUGACAGAGGAUACCGCUACCGUGGAAUGGCAGAAGGUACAAGCAGAGAUCGACGRCUACAUGAUCAGCUACAGCUCUGCUGAGGGCUCCAGUGGGGAGAUCCCUGUUGGGGCAGACAGCACCUCCUACAGGCUGACUGGGCUGAAGCCUGGAGUCCUCUACACAGUCUACAUUUGGGCUGUCAAGGGCUCCCGGGUCAGCAGGAAGAGCUCCACAGAAGCUGAGACAGAACUAGAUUUUCCUACUAACCUGUUGACCAGAGAAGUGACAGAAGACACAGUGACAGUAACAUGGGAUAAAGUCCAGGCUGAAAUCGACAGCUACAUGAUCAGCUACAGCUCUGCUGAGGGCUCCAGUGGGGAGAUCCCUGUUGGGGCAGACAGCACCUCCUACAGGCUGACUGGGCUGAGGCCUGGAGUCCUACCAGUCUACAUCUGGGCUGUCAAGGGCUCCCGGGUCAGCAGGAAGAGCUUCGUUGACGCUGAGACAGAAAUUGACGCACCAAAAAACCUGAAAGCAUCGGAUGUUAAACUGAAUGUAGCUACCCUGACCUGGACUGCUCCMUUAGCCAGAAUUGAUGGCUACAUCCUCACAUUGAGAGCUGAGGAUGGCAGUUUGAAGGCUGUGGAGAAGAAUCUGAGGGCAGGAGAGAGCAGCUUUGCCAUGUCGGGCCUGGAGAAAGGAAAGAACUACAUUGUUACCCUCCUUGCUUACAGAGGACCAAAGAGGAGCAGAGUGAUAGAGAUCACAUUCAAAACAGUGGGUGUGUUGUACCCAUUCCCCAUGGACUGUACUCAGAUUAAGAAGAAUGGUAACGUGGCAAGUGGAAUCUACACCGUUUACGUCAACAGUGAACGUACCAAGCCCAUGGAGGUGUACUGUGACAUGGACACUGAUGGCGGUGGAUGGGUGGUGUUCCAGAGACGCAACAAUGGACAGAUGGACUUCAUGAAGCGCUGGAGACAAUACAUGGCUGGUUUUGGGAACAUGACUGAUGAGUUCUGGCUCGGUCUGGACAAUAUCUAUGAGCUGACCAAUACUCCCACGCAGUACGAGCUGCGAGUGGACCUUGGUGUGGGUUCAGAGAAGGCCUAUGCUGUCUAUGACAACUUCAAGAUAGCCCCGGCUAAGCAGAAGUUCAAGCUGACCAUCGGUGAAUACAGUGGAACAGCAGGCGAUGCCAUGAACUACCAUCAAGGUCGCCCCUUCUCCACGGUUGACAAUGACAAUGACAUUGCUCUUGGUAACUGUGCCCUGACACAUCGUGGUGCAUGGUGGUACAAAAACUGUCACCUUGCCAACCUCAACGGMAAAUUCGGAGACAACAGACACAGCAUGGGUGUGAACUGGGAGCCAUGGAAGGGUCACCUGAUGUCUCUUGAUUUCACUGAGAUGAAGAUUCGGCCUGUUGGCACUACCAGGAAGAGGAGGUCGCUUAGCAGCAGAACAGCUCCCAGAAAAUAGUCCCUCUGAUGAACUAAAGCAGUCAAUGGGAACCUCAUUACAAACCAGGCAAAGUAGCUAGAACCUCAAACCAGGAACAUCAAUCUAUCUCAAGAUUAUUGUAUAACUUACUUUAUGUUAACAUAUCAUAUGGCUGCAGCCAUAAACGUCUUUAUUUUUAAUAGGAUAUUUGUAUUAUAUUGGUUUAUUUCAUAUAUAUUAUGAACAAGUGAACUGCAACUUUCACUGUAUAGUAUUAUCACAUGGGCAAAGUAAAAGGAUUUCGUAUCUUGGCUCUGUCCUAAAGCGGCAUUCCCCGCAGACAUAGAUUCUUAGCAAAUUACCUCURUCCUAUUGUACUGUAUAUGAUUAUAUUUUAUAGGCUGGCUCCAUGGCAUAAAACUGUCACUAUAUUCAUAACACUGUCUGCUCCUAUUAUGCAUAAUCAGUUAGAUUACCCAAUGAUACCAUGUUUUCAGAAUAGUUAUACUGCUCUUGUUCACAUUCAUAACAUAGCAGAGACCCCGACCCUCUGUUCUAAGCUCUGGUCUCUGGCCUACCCAGCCUACAGAGUUAGCUACAUAUCACAUUUCAGAUGUUAUGCAUAAGAAAUAGAAUGUAUGACAUGCUCCUUUGUAAGAUUGUAUUUUCAAGUGUGUUUUGUAAUUGUGUCGUUCCACGAAAAGAGUGCCUUUUGCGUCCCUUUGAUAUUUUAAGUAGAAAUUAAAAGCCUGCUAUAUUAAAUGAAGUGCCCUUUAAUAUAGACCACAUGGAGAAUUCAAUCAAUCGGAUUUCUAAAAUGAAUAUAGGCUUGCUAAAAUGCCAAAAUUCAGCAUUUUGACAUGUCUCUCCAUCAACUCUGUAUCACUUCUAGGAAGAUUUUAACCCACUUAAUCCCAAAAUGUCUCCAAGAAUGUCUCCAAGUUUCACCACUAUGACAGUCAUUUCUGAAGAC